GUGAUGAUGUGAUUAUUCUUUCUGAUCUGCCUUAGUAUGUUAAGAAUACAUUUUCGAUAUUAUGUUCAAUCUGUCACUUAUGAAGUCUAAUAUUCCAUUCAAAAUUGAAAGAUGUGGCAACCUUGCCAACUAACCUCACAUUCUGAGCCUCAUCUUUCAAUGCUAUGUAAACGGAAAAUUAUUGAUGUUUUAAACUUCUAUUUGUGUCUCGCGAUUGUUUAGCUAAGUUUUCAAAACGCCUUACAAGUGCUGCGUUCCUAAUUGUGUUGGUAAUUACGGGAAGGGUCCGAAGGUACACGUAUUUUCGUUUCCAUUGAACGAAAACUGUCGUAAAAGAUGGCUCAAUGCAAUCCCUCGUAGUGAUUUAGUGGUUACAAAAUACACCCGAGUAUGUAAUUUGCACUUUGCUGAGGACAGCAUCAUUUAGGAAUCCACCUUCCAUGACGAAAAGACAGGACAUAUCAAGCAGAAGAAGCCGAGAUGAGAAAUUGAGGGACAAGGAACAAGAACAACUACUUAAAGCACUGCAAACUAGCAUUGAUGAUUAUUCCUCCUAUCAAAAAUCAACUUGUUUUCAAAAUUAUUCAGACUUUCUCACAGUUUUCAGUUCAUGGCAAUGUCCAUAUAGGUGGCAUAAAAUUGUUCAGGAUAAAGUUACUUUGUUUAAGUUAGAAAUUAAACCAGCACCCAUCAUAACUCACUCUGUAAUUGCUGAUAAAGAUCUCAAUGUAAAAACGUAUAUGUACUCCCAAGAAUUGUUACUCAACUCAGGUAAUAUUAAAACUCCAUUUUUAUUAUCUAAUAUACACCACUUGGAUGAUGUUCUGCAUGUUCUUUCUGAGAAUGCAGGUGCUUCGAGGGAAUAUUCAGGUAAAGACCAGUUCAGAGCCACUAUCAACCAUGCUUACAAUAUUUUAAUAGCACAGAACUAUUCACCGAUGAAGAGACCCACACUGUCAUUCAAUUUAUUUGUGAGCAACUAA
This is a messenger RNA of Acanthoscelides obtectus, 983 nucleotides long. Lineage: Eukaryota; Metazoa; Arthropoda; Insecta; Coleoptera; Chrysomelidae. The record is from the annotation of a GenBank genome assembly.